AUGAGUGUCGUUUUCGCAACAGCCGGUUAUGAUCACAUUAUUCGAUUCUGGGAAGCACCUUCUGGUAUUUGUUCGCGAAUCAUAAAGUAUCCGGACUCGCAGGUCAAUCGAUUGGAGAUCACACCCGACAAGCAAUUUAUUGCUGCUGCUGGGAAUCCAGUUAUUCGCUUGUACGAAAUUCUUGAGCCCUCUGCGAUGGGCGGUGACGAAAGGGACCAGCAAGCUGUUUUAACUCUGGAAGGCCACGGGUCGAAUGUUACAUCCAUUGGGUUUCACAAAGAUGGGCGUUAUUUAUACUCUGGUUCCGAAGACGGAACGAUCAAAGUGUGGGACUUGCGUAGUCCUAGCUAUAGUCGCAGCUUUGAUGUUGGAGCCGGCGUCAAUUCCGUAACUCUAAGGACGGAUCGAGACCAGUUCGUAUCUGGCGACCAGAAUGGAUAUGUGAAGAUUUGGGAUCUGGGGGGGAAUGGUUGCAUCAAUAGUCUCAAGCCGCGAUCGGCCGAAGGAACAGUUCCUAUCCAAGCAGUUGACAUUUCGGAGGAUUCUCGGACGCUCGUGGCAGUCUCGAAUCACGGCAGUGUUUUUGUAUGGGACCCAACUUCAAGCGUUGGAAGUGAAGAUGACAACAGCACGAUGCGACCCGUUAAAAAGUUUCGAGCUCAUCCUCCUGGCACUUACUGCUUGCACGGGAAAAUAGCACCCGAUUGUCGUCAUUUGGUGACCACAUCCAGUGAUGGCACGGCGAAGCUGUGGGAUACAGCCACUUGGGAAUUAACACACACUCUGCAAAACCAAAAAUGGGUAUGGGAUGCAGCCUUUUGCGCAGACUCUUCGUAUUUAGUGACAGCAAGUAGCGACCACGUCGCCAGACUGUGGAAUUUGCAAAAGGGAUCGGUCGUCCGGCAAUAUCACGGCCACCAAUCAUCCGUUACAUGCGUCGCUCUCAACGACAGUAGUGUAUGA
Molecule: messenger RNA, 963 nt
Organism: Phaeodactylum tricornutum CCAP 1055/1
Lineage: Eukaryota; Bacillariophyta; Bacillariophyceae; Surirellales; Neidiaceae
Exons: 2
Coding region: 1-963 (320 amino acids)
Biological process (GO): regulation of actin cytoskeleton organization; TOR signaling
Cellular component (GO): TORC1 complex; TORC2 complex
Molecular function (GO): protein binding
Source: RefSeq, a predicted model, not a curated record